Molecule: messenger RNA, 1239 nt
Organism: Thyridium curvatum
Lineage: Eukaryota; Fungi; Ascomycota; Sordariomycetes; Thyridiales; Thyridiaceae
Exons: 3
Coding region: 1-1239 (412 amino acids)
Molecular function (GO): nucleotide binding
Source: RefSeq, a predicted model, not a curated record
AUGGCGUCUUUCUUCGGCUUGGUUCAACGCAUGCGUCAGGCGUUCAAUCCGCCCGAAGCACCCAAAACUGCCGAUGCUCUCAAGUUUGGCAUCCUGGGAGCUGCAAGCAUUGCUCCCGUCGCAUUUAUCACGCCCGCCAAAUCGCAUCCAGAGGUUAUCGUUCAGGGCGUUGCAGCGCGCGAUAAGGACAGGGCAAUAGCCUUUGCCAAGAAGCAUGGCAUCCCCCAAGUCUUUGACAACUACCAAGCCAUCCUCGACGACCCUUCCAUCGAUGCAGUCUACAUCCCACUCCCCAAUGGACUACACUACGAGUGGGCCCUCAAGGCCAUCGCCAAGGGGAAGCAUGUCUUGCUGGAGAAACCAGCCACGUCCAAUGCCUCGGAGGCCGAGUCUCUCUUCCGCCAUCCUCUCCUCAAGCAGCCCAAUGCACCUGUCGUGAUGGAGGCUUUCCACUAUCGCUUCCAGCCUACAUGGCAGUACUUCCUGUCCCUCGUGGACAGGCCGAAUCUAUCUCACGUGUAUUCCGUGGUGAGAUUGCCGUCUGUCUUCCUCGACAAGAAUGACAUCCGCUUCAAGUACGAACUUGCCGGUGGCACAGUCAUGGAUCUCGGCACCUACCAGCUCUCCGUCCUGCGUGGAGUCACUGGUGCGGAGCCGGAGGAGUGCCUCGAGUGCACACUCAGGAAGUGUCCUCCACCAAACGAGCUCUGCGAUUCUGCCGUCAAGGCCAAGUUCAGAUUUCCCGGAGGAAUCGUUGGAGAAGCGGAGGCCGACCUGCAGGCCGGGUGGAAAUUGACAGUGCCCCGAGUCGAGGUCACUCACAACCCCGUCCCCGUGCCCGAUGAUCAACUGCCAGCCGAACAGGAGAAGACACGGGCCCGCAAGUUGAAACUGCACAACUACAUGGUUUCCGGCUUCUGGCAUCGCAUUGACCUCGAGGACGAAUUCGUGUUGCGCGAGAAGAGCAGCGGCAACGUCAUCAAGCGAUGGACGACCACCGAGUCCAAGAAGAUCUACACUUUCCGCGAUGCUGGCAUCCUCGACCAGCCAAGCGAGCCGUACUGGUUGUCGUACCGCCAUCAGCUCGAACAGUUUAUCAACCGUGUCCGCGGCCGUCAGGGCUCUGGUCUCUAUGUCGAGAACGAAGACACCAUCUCCCAGAUGAAAAUGGUGGACAUGGUGUACGAGAAGUCGGAUCUGCCCCUGCGACCGACUAGCAAAUUUGAGUUGAGCGGCUGA